AUGGGGUUGCAGCUGGGGAUGGGGCUGCAGCUGGGGCUGGGAAUGGGGCUGCAGCUGGGGAUGGGCUGGAGCUGCAGCUGGGUACUUGGGCACCUGGAGCUGAUAAGAGCUAGCCAGGGGACGUUGGCACGCGGCCAGGCCAGGGGAGGGAGCUCAGGGUGGGGCGGGACGUUGGCACGCAGCCAGGCCAGGGGAGGGAGCUCAGGGUGGGGCGGCACGUUCGCCAAGCGGCCAGGCCAGGGGAGGGAGCUCAGGGUGGGGCGGAACGUUGGCACGCGGCCAGGCCAGGGGAGGGAGCUCAGGGUGGGGCGGGACGUUCGCCAAGCGGCCAGGCCAGGGGAGGCAGCUCAGGGUGGGGCGGGACGUUGGCACGCGGCCAGGCCAGGGGAGCGAGCUCAGGGUGGGGCGGGACGUUGGCACGCGGCCAGGCCAGGGGAGGGAGCUCAGGGUGGGGCGGGACGUUCGCCAAGCGGCCACGCCAGGGAAUGGAGCUCAGGGUGGGGCGGGACGUUGGCACGCGGCCAGGCCAGGGGAGGGAGCUCAGGGUGGGGCGGGACGUUCGCCAAGCGGCCACGCCAGGGAAUGGAGCUCAGGGUGGGGCGGGACGUUGGCACGCGGCCAGGCCAGGGGAGGGAGCUCAGGGUGGGGCGGGACGUUCGCCAAGCGGCCACGCCAGGGGAGGGAGCUCAGGGUGGGGCGGGACGUUGGCACGCGGCCAGGCCAGGGGAGGGAGCUCAGGGUGGGGCGGGACGUUCGCCAAGCGGCCAGGCCAUGGGAGGGAGCUCAGGGUGGGGCGGGACGUUCGCCAAGCGGCCAGGCCAGGGGAGGGAGCUCAGGGUGGGGAGGGACGUUGGCCAAGCGGCCAGGCCAGGCGAGGGAGCUCAGGGUGGGGAGGGACAUUCGCCAAGCGGCCAGGCCAGGGGAGGGAGCUCAGGUGCCUGUCUGGGCCAGAGUGAUGGAGAAAAAGCACACUCCAUUACUCUUGUAAGAGGAGAGUAG
Molecule: messenger RNA, 999 nt
Organism: Oncorhynchus kisutch (coho salmon)
Lineage: Eukaryota; Metazoa; Chordata; Actinopteri; Salmoniformes; Salmonidae
Product: spidroin-1-like
Exons: 3
Coding region: 1-999 (332 amino acids)
Source: RefSeq, a predicted model, not a curated record